Molecule: messenger RNA, 1222 nt
Organism: Dinoponera quadriceps
Lineage: Eukaryota; Metazoa; Arthropoda; Insecta; Hymenoptera; Formicidae
Gene: Gip
Product: putative hydroxypyruvate isomerase
Exons: 5
Coding region: 214-1002 (262 amino acids)
Biological process (GO): glyoxylate metabolic process
Molecular function (GO): hydroxypyruvate isomerase activity
Source: RefSeq, a predicted model, not a curated record
CAGGAAUAUUUUCGGAAGAAUACUUGUUCCAGACUGUUUAGUCCGUGACACAAGAGUGUUUAUAUGUUAUUAAUGCUUCAAUUUCGAAGUGUUUAUCUGCAUAUACAGUAAUUGUCACAGUAGUUCUCUUAUCACAUAUAUACAGAUAAGAAUUAUCGUUAUAAUUUUCCUUAAUGUGACCGCUUGAACGUUCUUGAACAGAGAAACGCAAUUAUGGCGUUGAAAUUUGCCAGUAACUUAUCCUUUAUGUUUACGGAAGUGCCCAGCAUUAUUGACAGAUAUCAAUUAGCAAAACAGGCUGGAUUUAAAGCAGUCGAGAGUGGAUUUCCUUUUGGCUUUUCUAUCGAACAGGUUGUAGCAGCCAAGAAUAAGGCUGGUGUACAUCAAGUUCUGCUCAAUGUAUUCACAGGUGAUAUUACAAAAGGAGAACUAGGCUAUGCUGCAAUCCCAGGUAAAGAAGACGAUUUUAAAAAUAGUAUUUCUAAAACGAUCCAAUAUGCCAAAGCUUUGGAUUGUAAGAUGAUUCAUGUAAUGUCAGGAACAGUAGAAUCACCCACCGCAAACAAUGAUGCAGCUUACGAACAAAACUUGUUGCAUGCCAUUGAAAAAUGUCAACAAGAGGACAUUGUUAUUGUGAUUGAGCCAAUUAAUAAUUACAGUGUACCAAAGUACUACAUGAAUAAUUUUAGAAAAGGAUUUGAUCUGGUAAAGAAGAUAAACAAUCCAUAUUUUAAGCUACAACUGGAUCUCUUCCACUUACAACAUUGUUGUGGCAAUAUUACAAGAAGCAUUCAAGAAUUGUUGCCUUAUGUGGGUCAUAUUCAGAUAGCUCAAGUACCUGAUAGACACGAGCCAGAUACUUCGGGAGAAAUAGAUUACAAAUAUGUUCUUUCAUUACUGGAAACGGCAGGCUACCCUGGAUACAUUGGUUUAGAAUACAGACCGAAAUCCACGACAGUGGCAGGAUUAAAAUGGAUUGCAAAUUAUGGUUAUACACUGUAAUAGAUACAGUAUACAUAAGAACACGUGUACAGUAUAUUUUCGAAUAAUUUCAACAGCUUUGAAAUUAAUGACAAUUAACAAUUUUUGAUGAAGCUCUUGUUCUGUAAACGUAUAUUAAAAGAAACGUAUACGUAAUACAGAACAAUAAACAUGCCUGAAUAAACAUUACCACAUAAAUUGUAAGUUUAAAUUAACGUUUACUACUUCACCUGGCUUUUAG